This is a messenger RNA of Striga hermonthica, 1671 nucleotides long. The record is from the annotation of a GenBank genome assembly. Lineage: Eukaryota; Viridiplantae; Streptophyta; Magnoliopsida; Lamiales; Orobanchaceae.
AUGACGAAAGGGGUUGCAGCUCAGACUCCCGCCGCCCGACUGCCACCUGACCAUCCUCAGCCUCAGUCACUGCCCCACCGGAGUCCCACACGGCACGCCGGAGACGACCACACCGCCAGGUUCGCCACCGCUAUCCAUAGGUCGCCGGCGAGCGCUACUCUCUCAAAUUCAGCUUUCCUGCUCCCGAUUUCAAAGCCUACAUUGAUGUUGGGUCAUGAAGAAGGUGGAGAGGACGUAUAUGUUUCUAUUCCGCUUGGUGGCCCAAUAUAUGUUCCUGACAGCAUAGGCCCACUUACAAGAGUCUCAGACUUUGAAACUUCUGUAUUUCAAGAACUUCAGAGUCUGAAGGAUGAGCUAUCUCGAGACUCUACUGAAGCAUGUGAUGAAGAUAUUUCGGUUGAUGAACUCAAGAUAAUUACAGAAGAUGAGUUAGUGAACAAAGCAUUUGAAGAAGCUUUCAAGGCAACUGCUCUGGAAUUUAUUUACAAAGCCUACUGCCUAAUGCAUCCAGAUUUUACUAUAUAUGAAGUUUUUUGUAAAACAGAUGGUAACUGUGCAUCUGGUCUUGAGCUUGGUUCAUUGCACAAUUCAGAAGGGGAUACAAAAGCGUUGGUUUCAAGUGCAUCCUCAAAUGCCGUGCCUCGUAAGACCCGUGGGAGUAAAAAAUCGAACCAGAAUCCUUCAGGAAAACAGACAAAGAGGAAGCGUAAAAAACAAAAGAACAACGAUUUUGAUGAAAGCUAUCUUGCCGAAGUUGAAGAAUUAGCUAGAAUAAAACAAAAACAAGAAGAAGAUAAAGCAACUGUGAGAUUGCAUUCGUUUGAGGAACCUGGAAAUGGUGCAAAUGCAAAAGCUGAGAAGAUAAGAUCUCUGAAAUCUGGGAGUGUUUCAACCAAGGUGAGAGCCUCAAGUACCAUUGAUAAUGUGCCAGUACAAUAUCCUGAGACACUCCUGAGCAUUGAAGUUUAUCAUAGCAGGAAAACAUGGUGGAAGACCCAAGAAUUCCUGGUUCUAGGACGGCAAUUUUUGUCUGAAGUAAGAGAUAAGAUAUAUUGUUCGACAGACGAGAUAAUGAAGAAGGCGGGACAGUUUGAUCCUUCAGGCUACUUCUUCAUAGAAGAUGUCUUUUGUAAUGACAUGCGAGAGUCCUCGGCCAUAGACUACAGCAAGCCGAUUAUUGAUUGGCUUAAAAACUCAAAGGAUGAUGCGCUCGAGAAGUGGGAAUCCAUUGUUUCCGGUGAACUGCAACAGAAGCAAAAGGCCCUUUUCGGUAGUGAAAGUAAACAGCAGUUGCAACUGCCGAAGCUAAGAUCUGUUCUCAUGCAAUGUACAAGAUUUUGUGACUUGAGAUUUCGUCUUGGUGCUGGAUAUCUUUAUUGCCAUCAGGGGGAUUGCAAGCACGUAAUCGUGAUACGCGACAUGCGUUUAAUUCAUCCGGAGGAUGUACAAAACCGAGCAGCUUAUCCACUCAUCACGCUUCAGUUGAAAGCCCGUUAUAAAAAAUGUUCAGUCUGCAAAAUCUACCGUGCGGAUAAGAUGACGGUGGACGACAAAUGGGCCGCGGCUAACCCCUGCUAUUUUUGCGAUGUUUGUUAUUAUAUGCUUCACUAUUCAAACGGGUCAUUGCUCUACAGCGAUUUCAAAGUGUAUGAGUGUCACCAUGAUUCAUGA